Molecule: messenger RNA, 262 nt
Organism: Phaethon lepturus (White-tailed tropicbird)
Lineage: Eukaryota; Metazoa; Chordata; Aves; Phaethontiformes; Phaethontidae
Product: transducin-like enhancer protein 1
Exons: 2
Biological process (GO): negative regulation of canonical Wnt signaling pathway; regulation of DNA-templated transcription
Cellular component (GO): transcription regulator complex; nucleus
Molecular function (GO): transcription corepressor activity
Source: RefSeq, a predicted model, not a curated record
CUGCAGGUUUGCAGACACCUUUGGCAGUACCAGGACCGUACCCUGCUCCAUUUGGAAUGGUACGUCAUGCUGGCAUGAAUGGACAGUUAACCAGUCCAGAGGCAGCCUAUACUAGUCUGCACAGUAUGUCCCCCCACAUGAGUGCUGCUGCAGCUGCUGUGAUUGCCUAUGGAAGAUCUCCUAUGUUUGGGUUUGAUCCUCCUCCUCACAUGAGAGUACCUGGAAUCCCUCCAAAUCUAGCAGGUAUUCCUGGGGGAAAACU